AUGCAAAGUUCAAUUCAACUUUUGAAGAACAUAUCAAAGUUCAAACUAGGGUACUGUUUACCGCAAUCCUCAUUAUGGCCAAUUCAUAGACGCUCUGCAGUACUUAUACUGCUAUUUGUAGGUUCGUUCGGAGAGCUACGAGUGCUAUUAACCAAAAGAUCAAGAGGAUUAAGGAGUUUUUCCGGCCAUGUUUCGUUGCCUGGUGGAAAAGCAGACAACAUACAGGAGAACUUUGAAACAGUCGCUCGUCGAGAGGCCGAAGAAGAGAUAGGAUUACCAUGUGAUUCUGAAGUUUUACUCAAAGAAUAUGGUUUGAAAGUUGAUAAUCUAUGUAUGGAACUUCCGCACUAUUUAUCAAGGACGUUUCUCAGUGUGAAACCAGUUGUGUGCUUCUUGUACAACUCUAACUUAGAGGGCGAUUACAAGUAUGAGCGACCUUUAGAUGCAUUGAAGUUUUUUGGCAAGUUAAACCCAGGCGAGACUACUUCGAUGUUCUCCAUACCGUUGUCAGAUUUGAUAGCCCAUGAGCACCAAUGGAACAAUUACCAAGUAGAAUAUGUUCGCCGAGAAGACGUGAAUACGAAGUGGGGAGGCACAACUUGGCUCUUAAGACACUACUAUUAUCCAAACGAAAAUUCAAGAGAUGCUGCCUGGCUAAAUGAUAUACUUGAUACUAGCUCCGGUGACGAGGAACUUGAAGGUGUCAAAUGCAAGGAUGUGUGGGGCCUUACAGCGAAAAUACUCUACGAUCUUUCAAAAAUAGCUCAUGGCCCUCCUGAAAGAUGUGAAUCCAGUGCUAGACUGGGUCAUGAUGAUCUAAUAUAUGGCCUUCACGACCUCGGCGGCCAAUUACGUGAUCGUAACCGAAGCACAUGGGAAAGUGCUAUGAUAGUCAAUAAAAGAGGAUAUAAAUAUGGCGACGUCAUUCCUGAAUUUUACAUGAAGCGACUCUUGAGAAGUUGCCCAAAAUUCUAA
This is a messenger RNA of Lachancea fermentati, 975 nucleotides long. Lineage: Eukaryota; Fungi; Ascomycota; Saccharomycetes; Saccharomycetales; Saccharomycetaceae. The record is from the annotation of a GenBank genome assembly.